GUCUUUGUGUUUGUGUUACAUUAGUGUGGCCGGGUGUCAGUCAGGAGCCCGUGCAAUUCGCGUGUGUUGCAAUGGUGUUACGUGCGGUACGUCGAUGUGACGGGGGUCCGCGUGUGUUACGUCAGUCUGCUUCCCCCCGGCGCCCUGGUGACGUAACAAGGGAUCCCGUGUCUUGCGUCGGCGCUCUCGGGGAAGGAACAAUAAUAAGGCGGUUUUGUCUUGAAAGGAAAUGUGGCUCACGUUCGGCCUCUCGCGCCCGCUCGGAUCUCCUCCUGCGGUCCCGCCGCGCCCUGGCGGAUCCUGCGCGCCCUCCCCGCCGCCCUGCCGUCUUCGUGGCGAGCUCAACAUACGAGUCCAUCUACGAGCCCAUCACGCCACGCCCCUCCAGCCAGAUGUCGAACAAGUCGGGCUACAGCCUCUAUGGGCCCUACACGUCUCCGAGGGCCCGUGGCUUGGCCCCACCCCCCAGCAACCAGCCAUUGGUCAACCCCGACAAAGUGGGGAAGGAGGCCGAGGUGGAUGCCCUCACCAACCUCCUCGUGCAGUCCAUGGAUAGUACCAAUGACCCAGAGUUCUUUGGCAUUUGUACUCGCUGUGGGGAAAAGGUUGUGGGAGAGGGCAGUGGAUGCACAGCGAUGGAGCAGGUGUACCACAUCAAGUGCUUUGUGUGCAUAGUGUGUCACCUCCAGCUCCAGGGCAAGCCUUUUUAUGCUCUCGACUCUAAGCCAUAUUGCGAAGACUGCUACCUAAAUACUCUAGAGAAAUGCUGCGUAUGUACGAAGCCCAUUCUUGACCGCAUCUUGCGAGCAACUGGGAAGCCCUACCACCCACAGUGCUUUACAUGCGUCGUGUGCAACAAGUCCCUGGACGGCAUUCCAUUCACAGUAGAUGCCUCAAAUCAGAUCCACUGUAUAGAUGAUUUCCAUAAAAAGUUUGCUCCUCGCUGUACUGUGUGCCAUGAGCCUAUUAUGCCAGAGCCAGGAAAGGACGAGACAGUUAGAGUCGUUGCUCUCGAUCGCUCAUUCCAUGUUAAUUGCUACAAGUGUGAGGACUGUGGUUUGGUGUUGUCCUCGGAGGCGGAGGGGAGGGGCUGUUACCCCCUCGACGGCCAUGUCCUGUGCAAGAGUUGCAACGCGCGUCGGGUACAAGCCAUCACCUCCAAGGUCACCACUGACCUGUAGGCAGAGACAGAGAGAGGGGGUUGGGGGGAGGCUCCACCGCGCACUGAGCACCUUGUUUUUUACAGCACCGAGAGUGUCCUGAGGAUUGCCCUUGUUAGUCAAAGUUCAUGUUAUUUUUGAGGAUUAGGUUUGGCUUUUUUGGCCUUCCUUUUCUUUUACUCUUUUCAUUUAUUAGUAUUUUUCUUUGACUUUUUUCUUUUUUCUUUCAUCUUAUGCUUAAUGACAUUACCCACAUAUGUUUAUAAUGUGAAAAUAUAUAUAUAUGUACACAUGUACAUAUUCAUGUACAUAUAUGUACGUA
Messenger RNA from Penaeus chinensis, 1482 nucleotides. Its product is annotated as lipoma-preferred partner homolog. The coding region runs from base 72 to 1181 and encodes 369 amino acids. The transcript has 6 exons. The record is from RefSeq and is a predicted model, not a curated record. Gene Ontology annotation, biological process: cell-cell adhesion. Gene Ontology annotation, cellular component: focal adhesion; stress fiber. NCBI's taxonomy places the organism in Eukaryota, Metazoa, Arthropoda, Malacostraca, Decapoda, Penaeidae.